AUGGAACAACACUUUUAUGUUUUGAGUGAAUCUGACAUAAAGCGCCUUCAAGAUGCUGACAUCAAUCAUCUUUCAUCAAUUCUCUUUGUAUCAAGACCAGUUGCAUGUCUUUUACUCUCCCAUUACAAUUGGAAUGUCACUCAAGCUUCAGAAUCAUGGUUUGAUAACCAACAAAAAGUUCGAAAUGCCAUAGGCUUAUCGAACGAAACCCACAUAGAAUUAGGGCUUGCCUACUCAUCACAUACUCUCAUUUGUGGUAUUUGCUUAGAAAUCUUUUCUAGCGAAGCGAUUAGAUCAUCAUGGUGUCGUCAUUCAUUUUGCAUCAAUUGCUGGAAUCAAUACGUUGAUACCCAUAUCGAUGAUCAUAACUGCUUCAAACUCAAAUGCCCUGAGCCUUCUUGUAAUGCAGCUGUAGAUGAAGACAUGAUUCAACAAUUAGCAAGUGAGUCAAGAAAGAUUAAAUACGAUCAAUUUUUCUUUCGUUCUUAUGUUGAAAACAACAAUAACAUGAAAUUGAAGUGGUGUCCUGCUCCAGAUUGUUGUAAUGCUAUAAGUUAUGAAUUACCAUAUCAUCACGGUUCAAGUAGUUCUAGAAUAAAUUAUGAUGUUACAUGUCUUUGUUAUCAUAGCUUUUGUUGGAAUUGUGGUGAAGAAGCUCACACACCUGUUGAUUGUGAAAUUGUUGCUAAAUGGAUGAAGAAGACGAGUUCUGAAUUUAAGAUCACUACUAAUGGCUGGAUUAUUGCUAACACAAAAAGAUGCCCUAAAUGUAAGACACCAAUUGAGAAAAACAAUGGAUGUAAUCAUAUGUCAUGCAAAUGUGGGAUCCAAUUUUGCUGGCUAUGUCUCCGCGAUUUCUCUAAUUGUCGUGAUGGUGUCAAUUGCGCGCAAGUUCAGGAAUUUCAAGAGUUAUUUGGAGAUGAAAUGCAAAGAAACCAUGCAAAAAAUCAUUUGGAUAGGUACACUUACUACCAUCAAGGUUGGGCAAACAAUGAAAUUUCAAGAAAAAAGUCUGGAACUAAUUUCGGUAAUUUCAUGGUAAAGGAUGCAUUGAAACACAUAGUUGAAUGCAGAAGAAUUCUCAGAUGGAGUUAUGUAUAUGGAUACUAUCUUCCCGAGGAUGAAAAUGCUAAGAUUGAGUUUUUUGAUCACAUCCAAAGCAUAGCUCAAGUUGUUUUGGAUAGGCUUCAUCAUUUUGCAGAAAAUGGAUUAAGAAAGCAACUUCUACAUAAUGGGUCCGAGGAAGAAUUUUGUGAUUUUCGGACGAAGCUAACCACUAGGGCUCGGGUGGCUAAAAGUUAUGGCAUUCUCGUGGCAAUUGUUGCUUCGACGUCUUCCUACAAGAAGGAAUUUGGUCAAUUUGGGAAUGGGGGUGGAAUUGUCGUGCAUGUGAAUUGUGAUGAAGAAGCUCAUACACCUGUGGAUUGUGAAACUGUUGCUAAAUGGAUGAAAAAUAUUAGUUCCGAAUUUAAGAUCACUACUAGUGGUUGGAUUGUUGCCAACACAAAACCAUGUCCUGAAUCAUAUGACAUGCAAAUGUGGGUUCCAAUUUUGCUGGUUAUGUCUCCACUCUCCGUGUAUUUGCAACGGUUCCAAUCGCUUACAACAAGUUCAGGAAUUUCAAGAGAUAUUUGGAAAUGA
Messenger RNA from Medicago truncatula (barrel medic), 1641 nucleotides. Its product is annotated as probable E3 ubiquitin-protein ligase ARI10. The coding region runs from base 1 to 1641 and encodes 546 amino acids. The transcript has 3 exons. Gene Ontology annotation, biological process: protein ubiquitination. The record is from RefSeq and is a predicted model, not a curated record. Gene Ontology annotation, molecular function: ubiquitin-protein transferase activity; zinc ion binding; nucleic acid binding. NCBI's taxonomy places the organism in Eukaryota, Viridiplantae, Streptophyta, Magnoliopsida, Fabales, Fabaceae.